Messenger RNA from Polistes canadensis, 2344 nucleotides. It is a transcript of the gene slgA, whose product is annotated as proline dehydrogenase 1, mitochondrial. Gene Ontology annotation, molecular function: proline dehydrogenase activity; FAD binding. The coding region runs from base 76 to 1959 and encodes 627 amino acids. Gene Ontology annotation, cellular component: mitochondrion. NCBI's taxonomy places the organism in Eukaryota, Metazoa, Arthropoda, Insecta, Hymenoptera, Vespidae. The record is from RefSeq and is a predicted model, not a curated record. The transcript has 11 exons.
GAAAAAGAGAAAGAAAAAAAGAGAAAGAAAGAAAGAGAGAGAGAGAGAUAGAGAGAGAGAAAGAGAAAGAGAGUAAUGGCGUUUUUGAGAACGGUGCCGCGAUGUUGCGCCGGUAAAAAGAUUUUAAAACGCGUGCCACUCCCCGUGGUUGGAUUACGCGAUCAAAAAGUCUCAGCUGCAUUGGUGCGAUUGAUCGAACGUGGAUAUGCCAGUACCAAUAGAGUGACCGGCAGCGAACAACCGGCGUCGGAUCAAGCAAAAACACCCAGACAGAUAGAUCCGCUAGAUUUGAAGUUUAACGACCCAAUUGCUGCCUUCAAAAGCAAGACCAACAUGGAGCUCAUUAGAGCAUAUAUCGUCUAUCAAAUGUGUUCGGUAGAAUAUGUUGUCGAAAACAACAUGCAGAUUAUGAAGCUGGCGAAGAAAAUGCUCGGAGAAAAGCUCUUUACUAAAUUGAUGAAGGGAACGUUUUAUGGACAUUUCGUAGCAGGCGAGGAUGAGGUACAAAUAACUCCGGUUCUUGACAGGUUACGACAAUUCGGCGUCAAACCUAUUCUGGAUUAUUCCGUCGAGGAAGAUUUGUCACAGGAAGAGGCGGAACGUCGUGAAGUUCAGGCCUCUGUUUCGGAAGCGGGUGACAUGAAGACGGAGGGACCGUUGAAGAAAUACCACGUAGAAAAAUCGUUCGCCGAUCGUCGUUACAAAGUAUCCUCGGCUAGGACGUAUUUUUAUUUGAACGAAGCUUCCUGCGAACGAAACAUGGACAUUUUCAUUAGGUGUCUCGAGGCCGUUGCUGGUGCUUCUAUGGGUGUUGGAAUAACGGCUGUUAAAUUGACAGCGCUUGGUCGUCCACAACUUUUGCUUCAAUUGUCCGAAGUGAUUAUGCGAGCGCGACAAUACAUGUCGGACGUUGUUGGUGGCGAGGGUGCUGUUUUGGCUCAUCACGCUAAACCGGAUGAUUUUAAGAAAAAAUUUGAAGAGGCUCACGUAAUGGAUGCGGUAACGGUACAAAAGUUCCUUGAAAAGAUCCAAUCGGAUAAAGAAGGUGUAAUUCACUUGUUUCCUUGGAGCGGAAUCCUGGAUGAGAAUUACGAGUUGAGUGAAACGUUUCAAGUUCCCGAUAUAAAGACUGGAAAAAUGGUGAGAUUAAUGUCACAAUUAACAUCAAAAGAAGAGGAAAUGUUUAGGAAUAUGAUCAGAAGACUGAACAAUAUUGUUACGGUCGCCGACAAGUUAAACGUACGUAUUAUGAUAGACGCGGAGCAAACGUAUUUCCAGCCGGCAAUCUCAAGACUAACAUUGGAAAUGAUGCGCAAGUACAAUACAGAUAAGGCCGUGGUGUUCAAUACGUACCAGACAUAUCUUCAGGAGGCUUAUAACGAGGUAAAAACGGAUUUGGAACAAGCCGAACGUCAAAACUUCUAUUUUGGUGCGAAAAUUGUUCGGGGUGCUUAUAUUGAGCAGGAAAGAGCAAGAGCAGCAGCUAUGGGUUAUCCUGAUCCAACGAAUCCAACUUACGAAGCAACUACUGAAUCUUAUCACAGAACGCUGAUGGAAUGUUUGAGGCGGAUGAAGCAGUACAAAGACAAGGGCGAAGACCCUAAGAAGAUAGGUAUUAUGGUUGCCUCGCACAACGAAGACACCGUACGUUUUGCCAUUGAAAAAAUGAAGGAAAUCGGAAUCUCGCCAGAAGAUAAAGUUAUUUGUUUCGGUCAAUUACUAGGAAUGUGUGAUUACAUAACGUUCCCAUUAGGUCAAUCUGGUUAUUCGGCAUACAAAUAUAUUCCUUAUGGACCUGUUAAAGAGGUAUUACCGUAUUUAUCUCGACGUGCACAAGAAAACAGGGGUAUAUUGAAGAAGAUUAAGAAGGAAAAGAAAUUGCUAUUGAGUGAAAUAACGAGACGCUUUGUGAAAAGACAAUUCUUCUACAAACCUAAGGGCAAUUAUACCCCGGUCUGAGUAUUUCGUCCUAAUUUAGUACAGAGAUAUACUCUUAACUAUCAAAUUUAAGUAGUGAUUGUAAAUUAUUGAAUCUCCAAGACCUUUAAUGGCACUUCGAAUCGAGAUAAUCGAAUUAACCUGGUAAAACUUGUGGUAACAACAACAACAACCAACAACAACAACAAAAAGAGAGAGCGAUGCGCGAGUGUGUAGUAUGAUGCGUGUGUGUAUGUGGCCAGAAAAGGAUAGGGGGCAGUGUUUUUCCUUAAGUAAACUAAAUCGCUUAUGUGUGACCUAAAAAAAAUCGAGCUUUCGAAUUAGCUCGAUAUUAUUGCACUAUUCGGCAUACCAGUUAUAUGCAUUAUCAUAGUUUUACCCGUAUUACAUGAAAAAAAAAAAAAAA